AUGCCCGGUCGUCCCAAGAACAGCAGCGACAACAACCGGGAUGCUCGUGGCGCCGCCGCUGAUGGAGACCAAACGGACAUUGCAGCUCAGCGUACGAUGGCCGAACCAGGACCAGACAAUCGACCAGCUCAUUCGGCCUUUGGCAGAUACCAGAAGUUGUUCAUUGUUGUGAUGGUUACGCUGGCUUCGUUCUUCUCGCCUCUGUCCGGUCAAAUCUACUACCCUGUUAUGCCAACGCUUGUCAAGAACUACCACCUCACCACGGCACUGGUCAACCUGACUAUCACCACCUACAUGAUCCUCCAAGGACUUGCGCCUAGUUUCAUGGGGACUUUUGCAGACAAUGGAGGUCGUCGUCCGGCAUACAUUAUUGCUUUCGCCAUCUAUACAGCUGCGAACAUCGGUCUCGCACUGCAGAAUAGCUUCGCGGCACUAUUAGUGCUCCGUUGUAUUCAGAGCGCUGGGAGUAGCGGUACUGUCGCCUUUGGAUAUGGAGUCAUCGCCGAUAUUGCGACUCCCGCUGAGCGUGGAAAGUACAUCGGGCCAAUGUCUGCAGGAGUGAUGGUUGCACCGGCGCUGGGUCCUGUCAUCGGUGGCUUGUUGGCCAGAUUCCUCGGCUGGCGCAGUGUCUUCUGGUUCCUCGUGAUCGUUAGCGGCGGAUAUCUCGUCGUCUAUAUGAUCGCUAUGCCAGAGACUGCACGGACAAUCGUGGGAGAUGGCAGGUUGCCACCAAAGGAGUGCUGGCGGAUGUCGUUGGUCCAGUAUUUGUCAACUCGACGACGUGAACGAAGUGAGACGAAUCAAGAGCAAUCUGAGCAACAGCAACGCUCGUCGAAGCUCAAAUUUCCGAAUCCACUCGCCGCCUUUGCCAUAUUGCUUGAAAAAGAUGCGGUGAUCAUCAUCUCAUUUGUUGGACUAGUCAUGUUCGGCAAUAUCGCCCUGCUAACGAGCACACCAAAUCUGUUCCCGCGGCUUUACGGCUUCAAUGAGCUUCAGGUUGGCCUGUGUUUCCUUCCCCUCGGCGUCAGCGCCUGCAUCGGUGCCGUCACAAAUGGCAAACUAAUCGACUACAACUAUAAACGCAUUGCCCGCAAGCUCCACUUCCCCGUCGACCGCAAGAAAGGCGACGACCUCCGCAACUAUCCCAUCGAGCGAGCCCGUCUACAAUGCGUCUUCCCCAUCAUGGCCCUCGGCUGCAUAGCUUACAUCCCAUACGGAUGGGCACUACAAUCACACACAAGCCUCGCAGUCCCCCUCAUCCUACAAUUCAUCAUCGGGUUCUGCUUCAUCGCCUCCCUGAAUACACUCAACACCCUCCUGGUCGACCUCUUCCCGGACCGCGCUGCCACCGCCGCUGCAGCGUGCAAUCUCGUGCGCUGUUGGUUGGGAGCUAUCGGUGCGGCGGUGAUUGAUCAAAUGCUGACAGGUAUGGGAUGGGGGUGGACAUUCUUUUUCUUGGGCUUUUGUAUGGCUGUUGCGAUGGGCUUGCUUUGGACCGAGUUGGUGUAUGGUAUGGGCUGGAGACAGACUCGAUUGGAUGCGAUUGAGCGGAAGAAGGCUGAGCGAGCGGCAGCACUGGCUGAUGCUGAGGCUCAGGUUGGCAUGAAGAAUGAUCCGGGUCAGGACGUGAAUGUCGAGGUCAAUGAGCGAGAUAAGUGA
Messenger RNA from Penicillium subrubescens, 1659 nucleotides. RefSeq names its product putative MFS transporter. The record is from RefSeq and is a predicted model, not a curated record. The coding region runs from base 1 to 1659 and encodes 552 amino acids. Gene Ontology annotation, biological process: transmembrane transport. NCBI's taxonomy places the organism in Eukaryota, Fungi, Ascomycota, Eurotiomycetes, Eurotiales, Aspergillaceae. The transcript has 2 exons. Gene Ontology annotation, molecular function: transmembrane transporter activity.